AUGCCCGGCCUGGUCCUGUCUGCACCGCCUGCGCCCGAGGCAUCUGAUUCCAGCCUGGGGACAUACUACCGAGCCAAGAUCGAGUCACUCUCGCUCACGGUGAACCAGAAAGCGCAGAACUUGAGACGACUGGAAGCGCAAAGGAAUGCGCUCAACGCACGAGUGAGACUGCUCAGGGAGGAGCUCCAGCUGCUUCAGGAACCGGGCAGCUAUGUCGGCGAGGUCGUCAAAGUGAUGGGAAAGAAGAAGGUGCUCGUCAAAGUACAGCCAGAGGGGAAAUAUGGCAACUGGGCAGUCCGAACAGUCGUCGACUUUGCACCCAACAUCGAUCUCAACGAACUCAAGCCCAACCUCAGGGUGGCGCUCAGGAGCGACAGCUACCAGCUUCAUCAGAUUCUGCCUAACAAGACUGAUCCCCUCGUGGCGCUCAUGAUGGUCGAGAAGGUGCCCGACAGCACCUACGAGAUGGUGGGCGGUCUGGACAAGCAGAUCAAAGAAGUCAAGGAGGUCAUCGAGCUGCCCAUCAAACACCCCGAGCUAUUCGAUUCGCUCGGUAUUGCUCAACCCAAGGGCGUGCUACUCUACGGACCGCCGGGCACGGGCAAGACGUUGCUCGCACGCGCAGUGGCACAUCAUACCGACUGUCGCUUCAUUCGCGUUUCCGGCUCGGAACUCGUGCAAAAGUACAUCGGCGAGGGCUCGAGGAUGGUUCGAGAGCUGUUUGUCAUGGCAAGAGAGCAUGCGCCCAGCAUCAUCUUUAUGGACGAAAUCGAUUCGAUCGGCUCGUCGCGAGGAGAAGGGGGCAGCAGUGGAAGCGAUUCUGAAGUCCAGAGGACGAUGCUCGAAUUGCUCAACCAGCUCGACGGUUUCGAAGCGACCAAAUCCAUCAAGGCGAGUCUCUUGAUACCGAACAGGCGUCCUGUACCGGAGCUGACGAUAAGGCUACAGGUCAUCAUGGCCACCAAUCGAAUCGAUAUCCUCGAUUCUGCACUCCUCCGCCCUGGACGUAUAGAUCGGAAGAUCGAGUUCCCACCUCCCGGCCCGGAAGCUCGUGUUUCGAUCCUUCGAAUCCACUCGCGCAAGAUGUCCCUGCAGCGCGGCAUCAAUUUGCGCGCGCUUGCGGAAAAGAUGGGCGCUUGCAGUGGUGCCGAAGUACGCGGUAUCUGCACCGAAGCAGGCAUGUACGCACUCAGAGAAAGACGUCAACACGUCACCCAAGAAGACUUUGAACUCGCCGUUUCCAAAGUGCUACGAAAGAAUGCGGAUGCGAAUACGAGCACGAGCAAGCUGUUCACAUAG
Molecule: messenger RNA, 1299 nt
Organism: Mixia osmundae IAM 14324
Lineage: Eukaryota; Fungi; Basidiomycota; Mixiomycetes; Mixiales; Mixiaceae
Exons: 6
Coding region: 1-1299 (432 amino acids)
Biological process (GO): proteasome-mediated ubiquitin-dependent protein catabolic process
Cellular component (GO): proteasome regulatory particle, base subcomplex
Molecular function (GO): proteasome-activating activity; ATP binding; ATP hydrolysis activity
Source: RefSeq, a predicted model, not a curated record